Molecule: messenger RNA, 439 nt
Organism: Micromonas commoda
Lineage: Eukaryota; Viridiplantae; Chlorophyta; Mamiellophyceae; Mamiellales; Mamiellaceae
Exons: 2
Coding region: 4-390 (128 amino acids)
Source: RefSeq, a predicted model, not a curated record
CACAUGGGCCCCGUAGCCCGAAUCCUGGUGAUCGCGCUCGUCGCGAUGCUCGUGUACACCGCACCGGCGGAGGCGAAGUCGAAUAAGCAACGACGGACGCAAUCUCUGGAUAGGGAGGUCAAGGCGCGCCGGAGCGAGUGCGAGGAGGAGAUGAAGCUGGACGCGCGGUGCGGCGCGUCGCAGAUCGACUUUGACAACUGCGUCCUGCGAUGCGUGAGCGAGACGUGCUACGACUCUGUGUACGGCGCGGACGCUCUGGAGGAGGGGGAGGUGGACGUCGUCAGGGGCAGAACGUUCAGGAGCUGCGCCAGGAACGAGCUCAGGAACCUGAAGGUGGCGGAGAAUCAGCGGAGCAAGGAAGACGCCAGGCGAAGCGCCGAGGCGAUGUAGCGUCAGCAGCGGUUGGGGACAAAAUUUUGUAGCAGAGAGAUUGAUUAUA